This is a messenger RNA of Carcharodon carcharias (great white shark), 2551 nucleotides long. Its product is annotated as S-adenosylmethionine decarboxylase proenzyme-like. Lineage: Eukaryota; Metazoa; Chordata; Chondrichthyes; Lamniformes; Lamnidae. The coding region runs from base 157 to 1140 and encodes 327 amino acids. Gene Ontology annotation, biological process: spermine biosynthetic process; spermidine biosynthetic process. Gene Ontology annotation, cellular component: cytosol. The record is from RefSeq and is a predicted model, not a curated record. The transcript has 9 exons. Gene Ontology annotation, molecular function: adenosylmethionine decarboxylase activity.
UGGCAGGAGACAUCAGCUAGCGGACCCUCGCACCGUUUACAUUAGUAACAACAACAAAAACACACACACACACACACACACAACAUAACACAAAACACAACACAAAACACAAGAACCAAUCGGGCAAGUUACCUCAAAGGAGAAAUUCAGUUCGCCAUGGAGACCAGUGAUCAUUUCUUUGAAGGCACCGAAAAGCUGCUUGAGGUGUGGUUUUCUCGGAAGGAUGAAAGUAAAGGAUCGGGAGAUCUCCGCAACAUCCCCAGAUUUGAAUGGAACAAGCUGCUGAAAAGUGUUCAUUGUUUGAUUGUCAGUGUGACAAGAACAGACUGGCAAGAUGCUUAUGUGCUCAGUGAGAGCAGUAUGUUUGUAUCGAAGAGACGUUACAUUCUGAAGACAUGUGGUACCACCCUCUUACUUCAGGCAAUGGGACCCCUUUUGGAACUAGCGCAGAAAUACUGUGGCUUUGACAUCAUUGAGGAUAUCUUUUACUCUCGCAAAAACUUUAUAAAACCAACAAGCCAAGACUACCCUCACAGGAGCUUUGAGGAAGAAGUAGAGUUCUUAGACAAGUUGUUUCCAAAUGGUGUGGCCUACUGUAUGGGGCGUAUUCAUUCAGAUUGCUGGUACCUCUACACACUGGAUAUCAAUGAAGGUUGUGGGAUCCUCCAGCCUGAUCAGACUCUGGAAAUUUUGAUGAGACAACUGGACCCUGAAGUAAUGAAGCAAUUCUUCCUGAAAGAUGGUGUUAUUGCUGACGAUGUCACUCAGAUGAGUGGGAUACGUGACCUGAUACCAGGAUCGGUUAUAGAUGCCACAAUGUUCAAUCCCUGUGGUUACUCAAUGAAUGGGCUGAAAGCAGAUGGAACAUAUUGGACGAUUCAUAUCACGCCAGAACCUGAUUUUUCCUAUGUAAGCUUUGAAACUAAUCUAGCCUUGAAUUCCUACACCAAACUGAUUAAGAAGGUAGUGGAUAUCUUCAAACCAGGAACGUUUGUUACAACUCUAUUUGCUAAUCAGAGUUCGAAAUGUCACAUCUCAUGUUCAGCACCUCCAGCCGUGGAUGGAUUCAAGCGCAAAGAUUUGCAGUAUGCUCAGUUCAACAACUACAGCUUUGUAUUUGCUAGUUAUGUCAAGCAUUAGCUUCACAGCAGAGAAGAAAACAUCCCAGCUGUACGGAGUGAAGCAUGAAACAUGAAUUACUGCAUCAAUUACGUUAAUCUAUUGUAACAGCUUGCAUGUCAUAGUUAAAAUAGGUGGAGAAGUGCAGUCCAUUUUGUGCCAUGUCAGCCAAGCUCUACAUACAGUAAUUUGGUGCAAUAUUGUUAAGAUAACACUGUUGUUAAAUAUGCACUGCUUCAGUGUGUAUCAUUUUCAUUGAUGGAUUUUAAGUGGUCGGUUUGUGUAAAAAAAGAAGAAAUCACAGCUAAACCUCUACUAAGUUUUAGCAAACUACUGGAUAAAAGACAUAUCUGGAAUUCACUUCCUCUACCUCAUUUAUGACAUGCAAAGAGGAGAAAACAAUUUUGCAAACUGCAUUUCAGAUGACUUUAAAAGCAUUGAUUUGUACAUGUAAUCAUGAAUAGAUACUGUUCAGUAUUAUAGACCUUUGUACCUCAAUAUUCAAACAUCCUCCAUAGGUUUGAACAGAUGUUCUAAAAAUGUAACCACCAUUUUAUGCAAUUUGAAAUGAUAUAAUUGUCUGAACCAAUGAUUUUAUAGGGGAAUAUUAACCCACUUUAAUAUGAAGUCACUUUCAACAGCCUGAUCACCAACACAAUACUCUGCCAGGUAUUCCAAAAAAUAUUAGUCCAGGUCCUUGUAUUAUAUAUCGAACAAAAGCCUGGAAACUUUGCACUUUUCUCUCUAUAUGGAAGGGAUAACAGAAUGUCUUCUUAUAGUGCAGUCUGAGCAAUGUGAUGCUGAAUGAAUACAGAUGAUCAGAUGCAAAAAUAAUCUGAUCUUUCUUAACUCUUUAAAAUAAGGGAUGAUUACACCAAUAGUUAAAAAUAACUUUUGCAUUUUGAAUAUAUGGAAAUAUAUAAACAUUUCUCAAGUCAAUCACCCUUUUAUUGCCUAUUCCAUUUGAUCAGGUGUACAUAGUUGUUAAUGAAAAAGUGUCCCAUUAAAUGAUUAAUUAACAUUUAGAUGAUAUCUGCAUCUACAACCUUUAAACUGGUCUAUCUAUAGAGCAGAGAGGGACCUAAACUGUUAAUGUUAGAGAAAAUAUCAGGUAACAACAAAACCAUAAAACGCAGAAAUAAUCGACUUGCUCUAACAUUGGCAGCUGUGCUUUCAGCUGCCUGGGCCCGAAGCUCUGGAAUUAUUUCUCUAAACCACUCAACCUUUCUUUCCUUCUUUAAGACACUCCUUAAAACCUAACACUUUGACCAAGCAUUGGUCCAGCUGUCCUCUUAUGUCCUUCCAUGCUUCAGCAUCAAACUCAUCAAACUUUAUUUGAUAAUGUUCCUAUCAAGCACCUUGGGGCAGUUUAUGAUAUGAAAGGGUGCUACAUAAAUGCAAAUUGCUGUUACUCUAAAUACCAAAGGAAAAA